AUGUCUACCAACGGUCGCCAGCAGAGCUACGCGCCUCCCAACGCGGGAUACAAGGGACAACACAUUCUCAACAACUACAACCAGCACGGACAAGGUCACGGGAGCGCUCAAUACCUCCCUCGAGGUCUGCCUAUGUCCCCCCACGGUGAUAAUGGUAUGCAAGGUCUGACGAGCAACUUGGCAGCUCUCAACAUGCACGCAUCCUACGGUUCGUCCGCUACCUCCAAGUCUGCUAGCUCUGCACUUUCAGGGGGUUCAUCCGACUAUGGCAACAUUCCUCUUUCUAAUGGUCAAGGACUCUGGGUUCCCAACCAGCAGGUUCUCGGAUCCAUGUAUCAGAUGAUGCCUGGUGCUCAGCAGCAGACUGCCAUGGCGGCUUCUCCUAGCAUGUACAACCACACCGGUGCGUACGUUCCGCAGGCAGCUUACCAAUAUGGCCAAGCUGUCAUCGAUAACAGCGCUAUACCACCGGCAUGGGCUGCUCGAAUGUCCUCCGCCGAGAUGCCGUCGCUUAUGACACCGCGUCGUGACUCUAUCUCCUCCAACGAGAAUGACAACCCAGGCACACCUUACGGCAGUGGUGGUAUGUAUCACCGCUUUGGCAACAACACGGCUAUUAUGGAUCGCUCGCCGAAUGCCCUCUACUCCAGCAGUGCCACUCCUUCGCCAUCACAGCUGGUCCACCCCUACCAGGUCAUGGCGCCCACCCCGAAGCAGCAGACCAUGCCCACAUUGCCUCCCAAUCUACUGGCAUUAGUGCACCAGGAGCCCCCCAUUCCUCGGGCCAUUCCCGCUCCUAGCUCCCCGCACAAGCCACUCGACCGUAGCCUGGAGAACAAGACUGGUGAGACCAACGUUUACAUCCGAGGCCUGUUGCCCGAGACCACUGACGAGAUGCUUCACUUAUGGGGCAAGCGUUUCGGAGACAUCCAGAGCUCCAAGUCCAUCAUCGACCUGAAGACCAACCUUUGCAAGGGCUUCGGAUUCAUCAAGUACCAUAACUUCGAAGACGCUGAGGACUGUAUCCGCGGCUUCCACUACCUCGGAUACGAAGUCAGCUUUGCUCGGGAAUCAUUCUACUCCAAACUCAAGAAGUUCGCCGACGAGUGUAACACCAAUCUUUACGUAUCCAACAUCCCCAAAAACAUGAACGAACAUGAGCUCGCCUCCAUCUUCGCACCUCACAAGGUCUGCUCGAGCAGGAUACUUCGUGACUCUUCCGGUACCGGCCGUGGUGUCGGUUUUGCUCGCUUUGAAUCUCGCGAUAUCUGCGACGAGGUCAUCAAAGAGUUCAACAACACUCCUGUGUCUAAGCCCGGCGGCGAAGAGCACCUCAUUCAGAUCCGCUUUUCCGAUACACACGAGCAGAAGAUGUUGAAGCAGCAGACCGCAGCUGGCCGUGUCUUCCGUGCUGCGGAGUACGAGGUCGGUGUUGCCCAGGCUAGGGCACUGGGCACGCCCGAACGCUACCUCUCCGUCUCUCCGAUACCUGCAGGUCAUGCCAACGAGUUCGAGAUGUUCAUGCGUGGCCAGCGCCAGCCAUGGUCACCACCAGUGCCAUCGACCCUUGGCCCAGCCCGAUCUUACUAUAUGCCUCAGGGCGGACCCAUCAAGAGCGAUGAUGGUGUUUCUGACAACGGUGUUGAUGUCAAGACCAACCCUGCCACUCCUGUGAAGGCCGAUACGUCUGCUUCACCGAGCCCCACCAACUAAGCAUGCACCGCCUCUUCCGGGUCGACCAUCGAUAUACCUUUCGUGUACGCACUAUUCUUCAUGAUCGCUUCUUCACCAUCCUCCAGUCACAUUUCCUUGGAGACUCCUUUUGGCAUCGAUCCUAUACCACAAGUAUACUCUACGAAGGCCACGCUAUAUCAACAUGCCACGACACGACGCUUUCGUCGUUCCUUUCUGUCGCUUGUUCUGACUUCCAUGCCCACAUCGUUGGGCCCCUAAUACUUUGCUCUUGGCGCCAGCACCUCGAACGUAUCCUUCUCAUCGGCAGUCCAGUCUCGCGUUUUCCUUUCAACUAAUAUAUUUCAGUUGCUUCUUUCACAUUUUAGAAGUAUUUGUUAGCAUCUGGGCAAGCCAGCAAACCAAAAGGAUCUUAGUGGGUCAUUCAAUGUAUCUCUUUCUCAUCGAUGGCAAGGGCAGGUUUCAUCAGCGGUGGCUAGGGCUAUGGUCGGAUUUGUCGUAGUCUCGAUAGUUCGUCG
This is a messenger RNA of Alternaria alternata, 2210 nucleotides long. RefSeq lists its product as hypothetical. The transcript is spliced from 4 exons. NCBI's taxonomy places the organism in Eukaryota, Fungi, Ascomycota, Dothideomycetes, Pleosporales, Pleosporaceae. The record is from RefSeq and is a predicted model, not a curated record. Gene Ontology annotation, cellular component: cytosol; nucleus; ribonucleoprotein complex. The coding region runs from base 1 to 1713 and encodes 570 amino acids. Gene Ontology annotation, molecular function: mRNA 3'-UTR binding; poly(U) RNA binding; poly(A) binding.